AUUAUUGGAAGUAAAGUUAGACUCUGAUUGUCCCUCUCUCCCUCCCUUAUUUCUUUUAUUUUACCGAAAUCGCGAUUUCUUAUUGAUAAUUGCAUAGAUAUGAUAGCAUUUUAGUUUAUUUUAUAGUAUGUUUCGAGAAAUUGGUAACACAAUCAGAUCUCCUCCUACUCCCAAUAAUGAAAUUGAGUGUUCCAUUGCAAUCACACAGAUAACUCAGAAAUGGUUUUUGUUGAUUGUGGAUGUUGUAUCUAGUCAUUUCCAGCAACCAGCACUAAAUCUUAUGGCAGCACUAGGUUACUUUCUUACACUGCACGCCAUGAACCAAGUAUUUCAAGAACAAUGGAAGAUCCGGCGUUAGAGUUAGUAUUCCAUAUUGUAGAGAAUAUCCUGGUAAAGGAAGGUUGUUAAAUCCAAUAUCAUAUUGCACUAAGAUUACCAUCAUAUAUACUGUAAUUAAAUCUUCCAUUUGAUAAAAUCCAAUUCGUACUUCUCAGAUAUUGUGGAAAUGAUUAUAUAUGUUAGCUAGGACGAGAUAUUCGUGCAUGAUGUUCUUGAUUGCGAGAACAUUUAUUGUAUUAAUAAAAAGUGAUUGAGCCUUUUAUCUCCAACUAUACUUUAUUCCGGGACGGG
This is a messenger RNA of Mycotypha africana, 630 nucleotides long. RefSeq lists its product as uncharacterized. The record is from RefSeq and is a predicted model, not a curated record. NCBI's taxonomy places the organism in Eukaryota, Fungi, Mucoromycota, Mucoromycetes, Mucorales, Mycotyphaceae. Bases 128 to 358 code for a protein of 76 amino acids. The transcript has a single exon.